This is a messenger RNA of Neoarthrinium moseri, 1269 nucleotides long. RefSeq lists its product as uncharacterized. Gene Ontology annotation, molecular function: monooxygenase activity; FAD binding. Lineage: Eukaryota; Fungi; Ascomycota; Sordariomycetes; Amphisphaeriales; Apiosporaceae. Bases 1 to 1269 code for a protein of 422 amino acids. The record is from RefSeq and is a predicted model, not a curated record. The transcript is spliced from 2 exons.
AUGCCCCUCCAAGUAGGAGUCGUCGGGGCAGGUAUCGGCGGACUAAGCGCUGCUAUUGGCCUGAGGCGGGCAGGUGCGGAGGUUGAGAUCUUCGAGCGUUCAACCUUUAAGAAUGAGGUUGGAGCAGCAAUCACUAUUACCCCCAACGGUUCGCGCAUCUUGGACUCAUGGGGAUUCGACCAUGUGAAGGCUCGUGUCGUGGAGGCCAAAAACCUCCGCAUGGUUGAUGCGCACACUCUUGAGUCGGCCUUUGUGGGGGAUCUCAAGGAUGUACACACAAAAUUCGGUGCCAACAUGGGCUUCUACCAUCGAGUAGACCUACAUAAUACUCUGAAGACAAUGGCUGAAAGUCAAGAGGGCCAACCUGGAAAGCCGGUGACGAUCAAGCUCGGGCUCGGCGUGGUAGACGUGGAGUGCGAGGCGGGCACGAUUAUACUUUCCGAUGGAAGCAAGAUCGUCAAAGACCUGGUGGUGCUCGCCGAUGGGAUCAGGUCUCGCUUUGUCAGCAAAGUCACAGGAAAGGAAGAACCUCUGAAGGAGAUGGGCUGGUCUGCCUAUCGAUGUUUGAUUCCCAUGAAGGACAUUCUCUCCGACGAUAGCACACGGCCGAUCUUUGAGAAUCAGCCGGCUGGUUAUUGGACUCCCUUCUACCUUCCCGAUGCUUUCUACAUGGUAGCCUACCCGUGCCGAGCGAAUGAGAUGCUGAACAUCGCGCUGCGGCACACAACACAGCCCAAAGACCGCGACAAGGAAGACUGGAAUUCGCCAGCCUCCCACCAGGAUGUGUUGGAGCUGCUCAAGAACUACAAUCCCCUGAUGGGUGAAAUUAUCAAGAAAGCCCCGGACAUCAAGAUCUACAAGCUCCUUCGGAGGGAGCCGCUCGAGACAUACACCAAGGGGCGCGCUGUGAUUGUCGGCGACGCUGCACAUACCAUCUUACCCACCCACGCACAGGGAGCCGUAAUGGCCAUUGAGGAGGCCGCGGCACUUGAGGUGUUGUUCGACGGCGUUGCAGAUUCCAGUCAAGUGGCCCCAAGACUGCAGCUGUACAGCAGGCUUUUGAAAAAGCACAUUCACGUCAUCCAGCAUCUUAGCGACACGAUCCCAGGAACGAGGGAUGAGUACCGUCAGAGGGCCGAAGAGUUAUGCGACGAAGGCUUGUUCGAUCACUCUGCCAUGAACUUUACUGUGCCUGUGCAGGAUUUCUUCUACGGGUUUGACGUCCGCAAGGAGAUUAUGAGCGGCAUGAAAGAGGCGGACAUGAUAUAG